AUGGUCACCAACGCGGUCUUGGGCGGAGUCGCCGAUACCGUGGCCCAACUGAUAACAGCCUUUCAAUCCCGCUCGCAACAAAGAUCCGAAGGAGGAGACGGCCUUAUCUCGAUAGAAUUCGAAGACUUUGAUAAAGAGAAGCCUCCAGCAAUGGGGGAACUGGGUUAUGCGCACCGCUCACCGUCGCCGUUCGACUUUGAGCGUCUAACCCGCUUCAUGGCGUAUGGUUUCUUCAUGGCUCCGAUCCAGUUCCAGUGGUUUGGGUUCUUGUCGAGGGCCUUCCCUCUGACUAAGAAGAAUCCGACGGCGCCAGUGUUUAAGCGUGUUGCGUUUGAUCAGUUCAUCUUUGCACCAUUCGGUAUGUGGGAGUGA
Molecule: messenger RNA, 372 nt
Organism: Penicillium waksmanii
Lineage: Eukaryota; Fungi; Ascomycota; Eurotiomycetes; Eurotiales; Aspergillaceae
Exons: 2
Coding region: 1-372 (123 amino acids)
Cellular component (GO): membrane; cytoplasm
Source: RefSeq, a predicted model, not a curated record